AUGCUGGAUCGGGCCAAAGCUUUGGGAUUCACGCACUACAACCUGACCGAGCACAUUCCUCGCAGGAAGCAGAGUCAGCUGUAUCCGGAAGAGGUAGAAGCUGGGUUGGACCCACAAAAGCUAGCUCAGCGCUUCGAAGAGUAUCUCUUGGAGGCACGGAGGAUACAGCAAGAGAAGGGUCGGAGCGUGCUUGUAGGAGCAGAGACAGAAAACAUCCAAGCUGCAGAAGAUCAGAGUUGCUUACAGAACAACACGGAUUUGAGCGGCAUACACGAUCUCAUCGCCAUUCUUGAGGCGGACCACGGAACGGUACAGCUCGCCGGCAGCUCUGAGAGAAGGCCUGGCUCGGUAGGCAAGGGUCGCGUCGACUACCUUGUUGGCGGGGUUCAUCACGUCGGAAGCAUCCCUAUCGACUUCGACGUGCCAACCUUCGAACGAGCUUUACGGGUAUUUGGCUGGGAUGGCGUGGCUGAUCCUCACCCUUCAAGAAGCUCUUCCAAGCGACUCGCUCACUUGAGAAUAGCCGCUCACUACCUCGAUCAGCAGUAUGACCUGUUAAAGCAUGUCAGACCGGAAGUCAUCGCUCAUUUCGACCUUUGCAGGCUCUGGGAUCACACCUUGCCCCUUGCUCUGGAGCAACAUCGAGCUGCUGAUGAGGCGCUCGAACUUGGGCCAAAUGCAGUAGACUUAUACAAGCUCGAGCAGCUGGUCGAUGAGCGCACGAGACGCAAUGUAGCGUUUGCGAUCUCGUAUGGGGCACUGUUCGAGGUGUCGGGCGCAGCGGUGCGCAAAGGAUGGCCGACGCCCUACCCAGGCCUAGAGGUUUUGAAGGUAAGUCAGGCUGUCGACCUGAUGCUAUCCAGCCCUAUGCUCACACGUUGACAUCAAAUCCGCCCAGCUCGUGGUCUCGCUUGGCGGCAGACUCUGCCUAUCGGACGAUGCUCACUCUUUGGCACAGAUAGGACACUCGUUCCAGGCGGUCAAGGCGCAUCUCGACAGCGUGCCAGGCGCGUGGAACUCUCUACAUUACCUCACCUGGAAUGAGGAUGACCGGCCCGCGCUCUCGCACGAAGAAGGUCAGGCUCAGGAGUCGCAAAGAGAAGCACGAGAACGCUACUUGUUCGCGAAGGCGGUCGGCAGGGAGGUGGGCAACGGAUUCGACGACCCGACCGAGAUUUUCGAGAGAGGCACUCGAGCCAUAAAAUCAUCGGGCCCAAGCACCGAUGCACUGUUCUGGGUGGAGCUCGAGCAGAGGAGACAAAGGCUGGAUGAUGCACUCAGCUCAAAGCGAGCAGGUGGCUAA
This is a messenger RNA of Ceraceosorus bombacis, 1303 nucleotides long. The record is from the annotation of a GenBank genome assembly. NCBI's taxonomy places the organism in Eukaryota, Fungi, Basidiomycota, Exobasidiomycetes, Ceraceosorales, Ceraceosoraceae.